AAUCUUCAAUCCGUCUAUCUGGCUACUGACCCCAAAGAUAAUAUAGAAACUCUCUCCCUUCACAUCUUUCUUCUUCACACACGCUCUUUCUCUCCGUGAUACACAGAUAUUAAAUAUUAUGCAAACUACACAAUCUCUCAGUAGUCUCUGACUUACGAUUUCUCUCUUGUAAAUUCUAGAAUCGCUGCCAUUUGCUGACUGAACAUUUUAUGUGGAGCUUUGAACGCUAGAAAUUGCUUUGAACGCUGGCAGUUUUGAUUCACUUGUACUUUGAGUUGUUCUAAAACGAAAGGUCCGUGAGAUUGGAAGUUACAGUGUGAUGGAGCAGAAAAGAGGAGGAUUGGUACCGCUCUCUCCAUCGCAGACUCCACGCUCGAAUGAUAGGCCAGUGCGAGAUCUGCGAUCUGCUGAUUCUAAUUCUAAUUCAAGUAGUCAUAAGUAUGAUAAAGACAAGGGCGUCAAUGUGCAGGUCCUUGUUCGUUGCAGGCCACUGAGUGAGGACGAAAUGAGACUACGUACGCCGGUUGUGGUCUCAUGUUACGAGGGUAGAAGGGAAGUUUCAGCAGUACAGAACAUUGCCAAUAAGCAGAUCGAUAGAACCUUCGCGUUUGACAAGGUCUUUGGUCCUGCGUCUCAGCAGAAAGAAUUGUAUGAUCAGGCAGUGUCUCCUAUUGUAUAUGAAGUGCUCGAGGGCUAUAAUUGCACAAUAUUUGCAUAUGGGCAGACAGGAACAGGCAAGACAUAUACAAUGGAAGGGGGUGCAAGAAAGAAGAAUGGAGAAUUUCCGGAUGAUGCUGGUGUCAUCCCAAGAGCUGUUAAGCAGAUUUUUGACAUAUUAGAAGCUCAAAGUGCAGAAUAUAGCAUGAAAGUUACAUUUUUAGAGCUUUACAAUGAGGAGAUAACAGAUCUCUUGGCACCUGAGGAGACUUCAAAAUUUGUGGAUGACAAAUCUAAAAAACCUAUAGCUCUUAUGGAGGAUGGAAAAGGAGGUGUUUUUGUCAGAGGUUUGGAAGAAGAGAUUGUUUGCACAGCCAAUGAAAUUUACAAAAUAUUAGAAAAAGGUUCUGCAAAAAGGCGUACAGCUGAAACUCUUCUUAACAAGCAAAGUAGCCGUUCUCACUCAAUAUUUUCUAUCACAAUUCACAUUAAGGAAUGUACUCCUGAGGGUGAAGAAAUGAUCAAAUGCGGGAAAUUGAAUCUUGUUGACCUUGCUGGCUCUGAGAACAUAUCACGUUCUGGUGCAAGAGAGGGGAGAGCAAGGGAGGCUGGUGAGAUAAAUAAAAGCUUGCUGACACUUGGCCGUGUGAUUAAUGCUCUGGUUGAGCACUCAGGUCAUGUUCCAUACAGGGAUAGCAAAUUAACAAGACUGUUGAGAGAUUCCUUGGGAGGUAAAACCAAGACUUGCAUAAUUGCCACAAUAUCACCUUCCAUCCAUUGUCUGGAAGAAACGCUUAGUACUCUGGAUUAUGCCCAUCGUGCCAAAAAUAUUAAGAACAAACCUGAGAUCAAUCAGAAGAUGAUGAAAUCUGCACUCAUUAAGGAUUUAUAUUCUGAGAUUGACAGAUUAAAGCAAGAGGUUUUUGCUGCUCGAGAGAAGAAUGGUAUCUACAUACCACGUGAUCGUUAUCUUACUGAAGAGGCAGAGAAGAAGGCAAUGGCUGAAAAGAUAGAGCGCAUGGAACUUGAAGCAGACUCUAAGGAUAAGCAACUGAUGGAGCUUCAAGAACUCUACAAUUCUCAGCAACUUCUGACCACUGAAUUGAGUGAUAAACUUGAGAAGACAGAGAAAAGUCUAGAGGAAACUGAACGAUCAUUGUUUGAUCUUGAGGAAAAGCACAAACAAGCUAAUGCAACGAUCAGGGAAAAGGAAUUUCUGAUAUCAAAUCUACUGAAAUCUGAGAAAGCACUAGUGGAGAGUGCAAUUGAGCUACGAGCAGAGCUGCAGAAUGCAGCAUCAGAUGUGUCCAGCCUAUUUGCUAAAAUCGAACGAAAGGAUAAAAUUGAAGAUGGAAACAGAAUACUCAUUCAGAAAUUUCAGUCUGAGUUAGCUCAACAGCUUGAAGUUUUACACAAGACUGUUGCAACAUCUGUAAUGCAACAAGAGCAGCAGCUAAAGGACAUGGAAGAAGAUAUGCGAUCAUUUGUCUCAACAAAGGCAGAGGCUACUGAAGAACUUCGAGUAAGGGUGGAAAAAUUAAAAAACAUGCAUGGUUCUGGCAUGAAAGCCUUGGACAAUUUAGCCGAGGAGAUUAAAGAAAAUAACCAGUUGGCUUUUGAAGACUUGAAUUCUGAGGUAGCCAAGCAUUCAUCUGCCUUGGAGGAUCUUUUUAAAGGAAUUGCCUUAGAAGCUGAUUCAUUGCUCAAUGAUCUCCAAAGUAGUCUCCACAAGCAAGAGGCCAAGUUAACUGCUUAUGCACAACAACAGCGAGAGGCACAUGCUAGAGCAGUGGACACAACACGUGCAGUAUCUAAAAUAACAGUCAACUUCUUUGAGACAUUAGACAUGCAUGCAUCCAAUCUAACCCAAAUUUUAGAAGAAGCACAAGCUGUCAACGACCAGAAAUUGUGUGAACUGGAAAAGAAAUUUGAGGAGUGUACUGCUAAUGAAGAAAGGCAAUUAUUAGAGAAAGUGGCAGAAAUGAUAGCUAGUUCAAAUGCCAGAAAGAAAAAGCUGGUUCAAAUGACAAUUAAUGAUCUUCGGGAGAGUGCAAAUAGUAGAACCAGUAAGCUGCGGCAAGAAACACAAACCAUGCAAGAGUCCACUUCUUCUGUCAAAGCAGAAUGGAGAGCUCACAUGGAAAAAACAGAAUGCAACUAUCAUGAGGGUACUUCUGCUGUGGAAUCUGGAAAGAAGGACCUUGAGGAGGUUCUACAGAACUGUCUCAGCAAGGCAAAAAUUGGUGCACAACAAUGGAAGAACGCCCAGGAAUCAUUGGUUAGCCAGGAGAAGAGAAAUGCUGCUUCUGUGAAUACAAUAGUGAGGCAAGGAAUAGAAGCCAAUCAAGCGUUACGUGCUCGAUUUUCAAGUGCUGUGUCAACUACACUUGAAGAUGCAGAGAUAGCAAACAAGGAUAUCAAUUCAUCCGUUGAUCAUUCUUUACAACUUGACCAUGAUGCAUGUGGCAAUCUAAACUCCAUGAUUAUUCCAUGCUGUGGCGAUUUGAGAGAACUGAAAGGCGUCCAUCACCACAAAAUUGUUGAGAUAACUGAGAAUGCUGGGCAUUGUCUUCUGAACGAAUACAUUGUGGACGAACCAUCUUGUUCAACACCGAGAAAGAGACCAUUCAAUUUACCCAGCAUAUCAGCCAUAGAAGAACUAACAACCCCGCCAUUUGAGGAGCUAUUGAAGUCGUUCUGGGAUGCGAAAUCUCCAAAACUAGCAAACGGAGAUGUUAAACACGUUGGAUCUUACGAAGCUGCUCUGUCGGUGAGAGAUUCCAGAUUGCCUCUCACUGCUCUCAAUUAGGACAGAGACAGCCCCGUGUAAAUAGCAUAUUGCUCAGAUACAUGGUUCUAUGAGUUAUGACAUGACGUAUUCAUUUAUUUUUUUUAAAUGAAAAAAAUGCGGAUCAUGGCUGUGGAGACGCGAUAUAGAUAAGUUUUUCUUCCCGGUUUAGUUUUGCGGAAUUAGUUUUACUUCCGCAACAUGAUGAUGGUUCAUCUAUUGAUGUCAGCUGCAAUUGGAUCGAUAAUACUAUGGUUUUGGGGGUGUUGUGUUUAA
This is a messenger RNA of Prosopis cineraria, 3721 nucleotides long. Its product is annotated as kinesin-like protein KIN-5D. The transcript has 23 exons. Gene Ontology annotation, molecular function: microtubule binding; ATP binding; plus-end-directed microtubule motor activity. The record is from RefSeq and is a predicted model, not a curated record. The coding region runs from base 320 to 3466 and encodes 1048 amino acids. Lineage: Eukaryota; Viridiplantae; Streptophyta; Magnoliopsida; Fabales; Fabaceae. Gene Ontology annotation, biological process: microtubule-based movement.